AUGGCGAUGGUUGCUCAACAUCAACAGCACAUGGAGACGACAAGCAGCAGCAGCAGCAUGAAACACCAGCUGGAUAACGGGAAAUACGUAAGGUAUACCGCCGAACAAGUUGAAGCUCUUGAAAGGGUUUAUUCAGAGUGCCCAAAGCCAAGUUCUCUGAGGAGACAACAAUUGAUCCGAGAAUGCCCUAUUUUAUCCAACAUAGAGCCCAAACAAAUCAAAGUUUGGUUUCAAAAUCGCAGAUGUCGGGAGAAGCAACGAAAAGAAGCAUCUCGUCUCCAGACAGUGAAUCGGAAACUGUCCGCCAUGAACAAGUUGUUGAUGGAAGAGAACGAUCGCCUGCAAAAACAGGUCUCUCAGCUUGUAUAUGAAAAUGGACAUAUGCGCCAACAGUUGCACACUGCUUCAGCUGUUACAGACGCAAGCUGUGAAUCUGUAGUUACCACCACCCCCCAGCAUUCUCUUCGAGAUGCUAAUAACCCAGCUGGACUCCUCUCGAUCGCAGAGGAAACUUUGGCAGAGUUCCUUUCGAAGGCUACAGGAACUGCUGUCGAUUGGGUCCAGAUGCCUGGGAUGAAGCCUGGUCCGGAUUCGGUUGGGAUCUUUGCCAUUUCACAGAGUUGCAGUGGAGUGGCAGCUAGAGCCUGCGGUCUUGUAAGCUUAGAGCCCACAAAGAUUGUGGAGAUCCUUAAAGACCGAACAUCUUGGUAUCGAGACUGUCGGAAUCUUGAAGUUUUGACAAUGUUACCCGCCGGAAACGGUGGAACUAUCGAACUUGUAUACACGCAGGUCUAUGCACCAACUACAUUAGCUCCCGCACGGGAUUUCUGGACUCUGAGAUACACUACAAGUUUAGACAACGGUAGUCUUGUGGUCUGCGAGAGGUCUCUUUCGGGUUCCGGUGGUGGCCCACAUGCUGCCCCAUCUGCCCAAUUUGUGAGAGCGGAAAUGCUGCCUAGUGGGUACUUAAUUCGGCCCUGUGAUGGUGGAGGUUCAAUUAUUCACAUAGUUGAUCACCUUAAUCUUGAAGCAUGGAGUGUGCCAGAAGUUUUGCGUCCACUUUAUGAAUCAUCCAAAGUUGUAGCACAGAAGUUGACAAUUGCAGCAUUGCGGUAUAUCAGACAAAUAGCCCAAGAGUCGAGUGGUGAAGUUGUUUAUGGACUCGGUAGGCAGCCUGCGGUUUUGCGUACCUUAAGUCAGAGAUUAAGCAGAGGUUUCAAUGAUGCGAUCAAUGGAUUCAAUGAUGACGGGUGGUCAUUAAUGAACUCUGAUGGUGCUGAGGAUGUGAUUGUCGCGAUUAAUUCAACCAAGAAUUCAAAUUCCCUCUCGUUUCUUGGAGGGGUUCUUUGUGCAAAGGCCUCCAUGCUGUUUCAAAAUGUACCUCCGGCUGUUUUGGUAAGGUUUUUACGGGAGCAUCGAUCGGAAUGGGCCGAUUUCAAUGUGGAUGCUUACUCUGCUGCUUCAGUGAAAGCUAGCCCGUAUGGGUAUCCCGGGAUGCGGCCCACGAGGUUUACCGGGUCCCAGAUUAUAAUGCCACUUGGCCAGACAAUUGAACAUGAAGAGAUGCUUGAAGUUAUUAGACUCGAAGGUCAUGCAGUUGGUCAAGAAGAUCCAUUUGUGUCAAGAGACAUUCAUCUCUUACAGCUAUGUAGUGGAGUCGAUGAGAAUGCAGUGGGAGCUUGUUCUGAACUUAUAUUUGCUCCAAUUGACGAGAUGUUUCCGGAUGAUGCGCCCCUUAUACCAUCCGGUUUCCGGAUCAUUCCGUUAGACCCGAAAUCAGGUGAUUUAAAGGAUGCAUUGGCGACAACGCAUCGGACCACCCUUGACUUGACUUCGAGUCUCGAGGUGGGCCCAUCAACGAACCAUGGCCCGGCCGAUACAUUGACCACAAGAUCGGUGUUGACCAUCGCGUUCCAGUUUCCUUUUGAGAAUAAUUUAUCUGACAGCGUGGCAACCAUGGCUCGCCAGUAUGUCAGAAGUGUCAUCAACUCUGUACAGAGGGUAGCCAUGGCGAUAUCUCCUACAGGAAUGAGUCCAUCACUGGGCCCUAAGGUAUCUCCUGGUUCACCCGAAGCAGUUACUCUAGCUCAAUGGAUCUGCCAUAGCUAUAUGUAUCAUUUGGGGUCGGAUUUGGUGAGUUCUGGUUCAGUUGCUGGGGAGUCGUUGUUGAAAGAUCUUUGGCAGCAUCAAGAUGCUAUUUUGUGCUGUUCGUUGAAGUCGCUUCCGGUUUUUAUAUUUGGGAACCAGGCGGGUUUAGACAUGUUGGAGACGAGUCUUGUGGCUUUGCAAGACAUCACAUUAGACAAAAUGUUUGAUGAUGCGGGUCGGAAGGCGCUAUUUCCAGAAUUUGCCAAGAUAAUGCAACAGGGUUUUGCGUAUUUACCUGGUGGGAUUUGUAUGUCGACAAUGGGGCGUCAUAUUUCAUAUGAACAAGCUAUCGCUUGGAAGGUUCUUGCAGCUGAUGAAUCGACGGUUCAUUGUCUUGCUUUCUCCUUUGUGAAUUGGUCGUUCGUGUGAGGCAACCAAUCAAUCACUUCCUGAGUUUGGUAUGUAAAGACGUGUUAAUUGGGGCGGGGGAAAGUGAUAUGAUGUUAUUUUUGUGUUGAAUUGGUGAUUUGCUUAAUUUAAUGCCGUUUCAGUUCCAGAUUUUAGUGUGAUCUCAUCUGGUUUUAGACUUUUAAUUUAUGAUCCAAAAUACUAUUUAGACAAGCCUACUAACUCAGACAUGUAGGGAUGGGCAACACGUUAAUCUGAGUUGGAGGCCUGAUAACGCCACCAUAACGGGCAGCACACCGUCCCCUAUUAUGUUAUUUGAUGUUAAGUUAAAAAAUGUUAUUAUGGUCACAAGAAGUAAUGUGAGUAUUAACCAAUCAAAAGCCACUCUUUCUCUCUCUCUCAACAUGUUAUAACGC
This is a messenger RNA of Lactuca saligna, 2912 nucleotides long. NCBI's taxonomy places the organism in Eukaryota, Viridiplantae, Streptophyta, Magnoliopsida, Asterales, Asteraceae. The record is from the annotation of a GenBank genome assembly.